Oncorhynchus nerka (sockeye salmon) is the source of this 2742-nucleotide messenger RNA. Its product is annotated as kelch domain-containing protein 3. Gene Ontology annotation, cellular component: cytoplasm. The record is from RefSeq and is a predicted model, not a curated record. Gene Ontology annotation, molecular function: protein binding; chromatin binding. NCBI's taxonomy places the organism in Eukaryota, Metazoa, Chordata, Actinopteri, Salmoniformes, Salmonidae. The transcript is spliced from 12 exons. The coding region runs from base 273 to 1421 and encodes 382 amino acids.
GCCAUUUUGUCGAAGUCGGAGAAGAAGUCUGACACCGUAAACAUUGCGUCAGGAGGCCCGAGAAGGGACCGCCUGGUUUCCAAGGAGGAUCAGAGAGUGACAGGGGUUUCAGCAGGAUCAGGCAGCCAGGGAAGACCAGUCUGUGACAGAGGUGAGGUAGCGUCUGAGGGUGGAUGAGGUGGCAGCAGAACACAGGGUGAUGGUGUAGCACUGGGUGACGGGCUGCCAGGGUGAGGAGGACAGGUGCGGUGCUAGCUGAGUGGAGGUGUGGGAUGUGGCGCUGGACGACCCACCUGGACGGAGGGCCGCGGAGGGUGAACCAUGCUGCUGUCUCCGUGGGACACAAGGUGUUCUCCUUCGGAGGGUACUGUUCUGGAGACGACUACGAGACGCUGAGACAGAUAGAUGUACACGUCUUCAACACAGUUUCUCUGCGGUGGAUGAAGUUGCCUCCAGUGAGAACAGGUGGUCGGGAACACGCCAGGGAUGUCCCCUACAUGCGUUACGGUCACACAGCCGUACUGCUGGACGAUACCAUCUACAUCUGGGGGGGUCGUAACGACACGGAGGGGGCCUGCAAUGUCCUCUAUGCCUUCCACGUCAACAACCACCGGUGGUUCACCCCUAAGAUAUCUGGGACGGUUCCGGGAGCGAGAGACGGCCACUCAGCUUGCAUCCUGGGGAAGGCCAUGUACAUCUUUGGAGGGUAUGAGCAGCUGGCUGACUGCUUCUCUAAUGACAUUCACAAGCUGGACACUACCACCAUGGCCUGGUCACUAGUCAACGCAAGGGGUACUCCAGCUCGUUGGAGGGACUUCCACUCUGCCACCAUCAUUGGCACUAAGAUGUUUGUGUUUGGAGGCAGAGCAGAUCGCUUCGGUCCGUUCCACUCUAGUAAUGAGAUCUACUGCAACAAGAUAAAGGUGUUUGAUACGGAGACCAACAGCUGGCUGAACACUGCUACUGCUCAGCUCCCACCAGAGGGACGACGUAGCCACUCAGCCUUUUCCUACAACGGGGAGCUGUAUAUAUUUGGGGGCUAUAACGCUCGUCUGGACCGACACUUCAAUGACCUCUGGAAGUUCAACCCAGAGGCGUUCUCAUGGAAGAAGGUGGAGCCUCAGGGUAAAGGUCCGUGCCCCAGGAGGAGACAGUGCUGUUGCUUGGUGGGAGAUCGUAUCAUCCUGUUUGGAGGAACCAGCCCAUGUCCAGAGCAGGGGAUGGGAGAUGAGUUUAACCUCAUGGAUCAUUCAGACAUCUACAUACUAGACUUCAGUCCUAAUCUGAAGACGUUAUGCAAGCUAGCUGUUAUUAACUACAGUCUGGACCAGCAGGGACUACCACACGACAUCAGGUGGGAGCUGAACGCCAUGACGACCAACAGUAACAUCAGUAGACCCAUCUUCUCCUCUCACGGCUAAUCUGGACUGGUACCCUCCCCAGUACCAGAACACCAAGGCUGAACUGACCCAGAGAUACCACAGUAUCUGAACACCAGGGCUGAACUGACCCAGAGAUACCAUACUACCAGAACACCAGGGCUGAACUGACCCAGAGAUACCACAGUAUCUGAACACCAGGGCUGAACUGACCCAGAGAUACCACACUACCAGAACACCAGGGCUGAACUGACCCAGAGAUACCACAGUAUCUGAACACCAGGGCUGAACUGACCCAGAGCUACCACAGUACCAGAACACCAGGGCUGAACUGACCCAGAGAUACCACAGUACCAGAACACCAGGGCUGAACUGACCCAGAGAUACCACAGUAUCUGAACACCAGGGCUGAACUGACCCAGAGCUACCACAGUACCAGAACACCAGGGCUGAACUGACCCAGAGAUACCACAGUAUCUGAACACCAGGGCUGAACUGACCCAGAGAUACCACAGUAUCUGAACACCAAGGCUGAACUGACCCAGACAUACCACAGUAUCUGAACUCUACUGUCUGGACUGACUCCACUAGAACCCUACUGUCUGGACUGACUCCACCAGAACCCUACUGUCUCUUGCUGUUGGCUAAGUAAAAUCAUUGAUCUCCCAGUUCACCAGAUCUUCUCUAUUUUAGCCCCUGGACACUGACAGGAGGGGUUCUAUUGGUGCUGAAUGCUGUUUUAGUAUCUGGGUUUGUGUUGCUCUAAUACUCACAACUCAAUGAGAAUCACUUUGAUUGUUAACUAGUGUUACAAUGAGCAGAACAUAUUCUCCCUGGUUGUUUUACCAGUAUUACAAUGAGCAGAACAUAUUCUCCCUGGUUGUUUUACCAGUAUUAUAAUGAGCAGAACAUAUUCUUCACUCAACACUGAUAUUUUUUUUAAAUUGCAAUGAUAAUGAUGCCAUGUUCUUGUUUUCUCUGGUCCGUUCUCUUCUCUCUGACUGAUCAGAUCAGUCUGUAGUGAUUAUCAUGUUUUUAAAGGAGAAAUCCGCCAUUAGAAAAGCAUCUACAGUGGGGCAAAAAAGUAUUUAGUCAGCCACCAAUUGUGCAAGUUCUCCCACUUAAAAAGAUGAGAGAGGCCUGUAAUUUUCAUCAUAGGUACACUUCAACUAUGACGGACAAAAUGCGGGAAAAAAAUCCAGAAAAUCACAUUGUAGGAUUUUUUAUGAAUUUAUUUGCAAAUUAUGGUGGAAAAUAGUUCUGUCAUCUCUUCUCUCUGUUGAACAACUGGACGCCACAGAAAUGUCUUCUACCUGACAGAAUGCCAACUAACCCCCAUAGUUUACUGAGAUGAUCCCAACCC